UUAGUUCGUUCGGCUCCAAAAUAUAAAUGUGAAACAUACGUAUUUUGCUCUAAACUAUUUCUGAACACAAAAUGUGGAAAUAAUAGAACAUUUUAGUGUUAUUAGUUUUUUCUUCGAAAAUCAUAGACUAUGAUUUAUCGAAACAACGCACAGAGAUUUGAGAAAUAACGAAAAUAAUCAGCUGUAACUAUAAACAAAAUAACACAGACGCAAGUGCACUCAAUACGUGUGUAAUUGUUGCAUUGCUAAAUGAUAGCGAUAAAACAGUAGUCGUGUUUUCACACGAAUGGUGAUUUGCGGUAAAAACACAUUCAGUUUGGUUAUUCUGAAUCCUAAUUGGCAACAGCAAAGCAUCACUCUCAAACGUUUCGCAUUUUUCACUAAAUUUACUCUUGAUUUCGUAUUGACAUUUCAAUUGUCAUAAUCAAAGUCAAAUGGAGAGUAAUCGUGAACAAGCCGAAAGAUGCAUAGAAAUUGCUGCUCAAGCGUUCAAAGAGUACAAAACGCAAAGAGCGAACAAUUUCCUGAAUAAAGCUGAAAGGCUUUAUCCAACACAAGAGGCCAAAGAUUUAUUGGAAAAGGUGCGGGAAUUCGACAAUGAUCAACAUGUGCGACGAAUUCUUGGUUGCAAAAACCAUUACAAAGUGCUAGAAGUUGCAAAAGAUGCCACCGACAAGGAUAUUUUGGUAGCGUUUAAAAAACUCGCGCUGCUUGUGCAUCCAGAUAAAAACCGUGCACCCCGGGCGAAAGAAGCAUUUGUGAAAAUUGAAGAGGCGAAAAAGGUUUUGUCCAAUCCAAUUGAACGAAGUUCUUACGACUUGAAUUUGAGCAUAGAAACUGACUACGGAUUCUAUGAGAAUAACAAUUCAUUCGAAUAUAAAUCUACGGGCACGAAUGACGAAGCAGACGAAGAUCUCAACAGCCAAAAUGAUGACCCGAUUCCCAAAAGUGAAAAAUGGUGGGAACGUGAGGCUGGAUAUCACUUGUUAGUGCUUCUUCCUGUAAUACUAUUGAUAUUGAUACCGGCAGUUGUUUGGGGCAUGAAAUUGUUAUUUGUAUCACCCUCAAUUUACACAUUGACGCCGGAAAAGACUCAUUUAAUUCGUAGGAGAACAGUUGCGGCGAAGAUUCCAUAUUAUGUAACCAAACAUUUUUCUGAAGAGCUUCAAUACUAUUAUGAUGGUUCAUUGAGAAAGCUUGAAUUGGAGGUCAAAAAUGAAUACAAAACAAAGUUGACGCAUGCGUGCAAUAAAGAAAAAAAACUAAAGGAAUACUGGCUGGAAGAAGCUGAAAAUUCUUUCAACACUAAGAUGCACGAAAGAGUACAGCGAAUGAAGACUCCAUCUUGCGACACAUUGAACGAAUUGUUUACCGACUCUUCAAACCAAUCACACUCGUACUUUUCGAAUAUUUUUGCAUCUGUCGUCAAUUUCCUUCAUUUCUAGAACCAUGUGAACCACUAUUGAGUCAAUGUCUUGGAAUUAAUCAAUUCUUCUACCAUUAUAAUAUUACAAGUUCAACUGAGAUUUUAGCUCGAUUGUCAUUCAAUAAUAAUUCAAUGUUGAUUAUGUAAAAAAAAUGGUUUUUGUAUAAGAAUAUUUUGGUUUGAAACCAAAAUUAACUAGAUGAAUAUUCAAAUCUUGGAAAAUUUGCCGAAAUGACUUCGUGUAGGGCGAUUUCAAUUGUAGAUUUUAUGUAGUUUAAUGUAGUGUUUUUACUUUUUUUUAUGUAGGAACAAUUUUUUUGAGUGAUCGGCUAUCGAAAAACUGCUAUAAAAUGGAACAACUCAAAUCUUGGUCAAAAACCGUAUUUUCCACAAAUCGAACUUUUUUUCGAAUGAAGAUUUUCGCUCCAAAAUAUUGUAGAUAAAUUGUAGAAUUAAAAUCAAUUGUCUGUUUUCGAAUAUGACGAAUGGGCAUUCGUUCGAUAUUGAGACGAUUCAUGAAAAUUGGUCCAAAAUUGAUAAAACUCUAAUCUUGGUCACAAAUUGAAAUUUCCACAAACUGAAUCUUCCUCUAUUGUUGCUAGAUUCCAUAAAAUUGUAGAAAAAAUGUAGAAUUCAAAUCAGUCGUCCGAUUCUUGAUAUUUUCAACAACUUAUUUGACAACAGCAGAGUUUUGUUUUUGUAGGGAGAAAAAAUGCUAACAACUGUCAUUUCGGCAAAUUUUCCAAGAUUUGAAUAUUCAUCUAAUUAACUGUGAUGUGGUUAUUCGUACACAAAUGUAUUACGGCCAAACGAUAGAAUGUAAUGCUAGAAUC
Messenger RNA from Sitodiplosis mosellana (orange wheat blossom midge), 2259 nucleotides. Its product is annotated as dnaJ homolog subfamily B member 12-like. Bases 435 to 1445 code for a protein of 336 amino acids. The record is from RefSeq and is a predicted model, not a curated record. The transcript has 7 exons. Gene Ontology annotation, molecular function: Hsp70 protein binding. Gene Ontology annotation, biological process: cellular response to misfolded protein. Gene Ontology annotation, cellular component: endoplasmic reticulum membrane. Lineage: Eukaryota; Metazoa; Arthropoda; Insecta; Diptera; Cecidomyiidae.